AUGGGCACCACCAGGAAAAUUCUCAUCGCCGGGCCCGGACCGUCGCUGUGCACAUCUGAGACGCGCAUCACCUAUUAUGGCAUGGAUCGCGGGCGCAGCCGCUACGUGACGCUCGGUGUGGCAUCCGUGCCAAGAGUCUUUUCUUGCCGAAAAAAACGGCCCCCAGGCCCCCAACGCCACACAGUAAUCGUCCGAUCUAAUGCCAACGGUUCCGAGAUGCACUGCUCAGCUACGGCUGUGUACAGCUGCAUAAUUUCAGCCAUCACUGUGAGACGCGUGAAAGGAAAUUAUACAAAUCGACAACGCUAA
Akanthomyces muscarius is the source of this 309-nucleotide messenger RNA. RefSeq lists its product as uncharacterized. The record is from RefSeq and is a predicted model, not a curated record. Bases 1 to 309 code for a protein of 102 amino acids. Lineage: Eukaryota; Fungi; Ascomycota; Sordariomycetes; Hypocreales; Cordycipitaceae. The transcript is spliced from 3 exons.